Molecule: messenger RNA, 1485 nt
Organism: Coccinella septempunctata (seven-spotted ladybird)
Lineage: Eukaryota; Metazoa; Arthropoda; Insecta; Coleoptera; Coccinellidae
Product: protein TFG-like
Exons: 4
Coding region: 223-1221 (332 amino acids)
Biological process (GO): COPII vesicle coat assembly; endoplasmic reticulum to Golgi vesicle-mediated transport
Cellular component (GO): endoplasmic reticulum exit site
Molecular function (GO): identical protein binding
Source: RefSeq, a predicted model, not a curated record
UGUCAAUUGUCAGAUAGAUGACGUUGAUGCCGAUCGCCCAGCAUCUGAUGUUUUCUAUUUUCUGUUUCUCUAGUUAGUUAUCUAAGAUUAUGUUAUGAAUUUAUAGUGAUGAUAUUACGAAGACUAAUUUAGUUUCAGUCCAAAGCCAGAAAUCAUUUUGAAAAUUAAUCUUAAAACUGGCCUUAUUAACAUAAUAAUUAGAGUAGUGCUUUGUCUGAAAUCAUGGAUUCAAAGAGCGAAAUUGAUUUAACUGGUAAACUUAUAAUUAAAGUUCAGUUAGAAAACGAUAUAAGAAGAAUUCCAAUACAUAAUGAAGCUAUAACUUAUGAUGAACUUGUGUUAAUGAUGCAGAGGGUAUUUAGAGGAAAACUAACAGCCUAUGAUGACAUUACAAUCAAAUACAGGGAUGAAGAUGGCGAUCUCAUUACAAUAUUUGAUAGUUCAGAUUUAUCAUUUGCAAUUCAGUGCAGCCGUAUAUUGAAACUGCAGAUAAUAUUGAAUAAUAAAAAGGAGAAUAAAUUGAAGAUUUUGUCACAUGGAGACAUCAAUAAUAUUAAGCAGCAAUUGAGGAAUAUCAGAAAUGAGGUUAAUUCAAUUCUGGAAAACCUUGAUGAUUCAGUGAGCAAAUCAGUAUCAACAACUUCAGAAACAAAAAAUACUGAAUCUGCUACUAAAGAUGCUCAGCCACCUGUGAAUCCAUUAAAUAAGGUGAAUCCCAGCGAAUUUGAUCCUUUACAAGAAAAUAAGAAUCAGAAAAAUGGUAAUGCUCUGGAGGCACCAAAAGAAAAUGCAAAAAACUCAGCAUCUAACAUGAGCAACAGUGAGAAACCUGUUUCUAGACCUCAGUCUGUUCCUAGUAUGCAGCGGGUUAAUGAGCCAGUGGCAGUCUCUGCUGCUAGCAGUGCAAGUCAACAGCUGAGUGAUUACUACAACAGGAACCCACCAACUUCUUAUGGUCAAAUUCCCUAUGCAAGUGUGCCCUAUCCUCCCCAACAUUAUGCUUAUUCUGCUGCUGGUUUGUCAUUCAGGUACACUCAGCAAGUCGAUUCUCAGGUGCCCAAUUCUGGUACUUAUACAAGUCCACCACAAGGUGGUUUGCCUUAUUCAGGCCAGCCUCAACAGUACAACAAUCCAGGACUGUAUCAAGCAGGGCAACCCAACCCUUAUUCCAAAACUUACAGUCAACCUUCAUCCCAACAUUUCCUACCACCUCGUCAAUAAAGUUGUAACACCACAUGAUCAUGACUUUUAAGAUUUCAAAAAACACCAUAGUACCAUAGUUGAAACAUGAUAAAAAAAAAUUCAUGUUAAAUUUUUGUCAGUAUGUGAAUACAAUAUUUUCAACACAGUAUGGUACUUUUAACCCAACAGAGUAACUUUUCUCGACUGAUGCAAACUAUAAUACUCCGUUUUUAUUUCAAGUUUAGCACUCUUUUUUUUUUAUGACUCAUUCAUUUGAAAUUCAUUCUCUAGGCCAAGAAUUUU